UAUGAGUUAAGAAGAAGAAAAUACGAUAUAGAUGUUCAACCUUUAUUAGCAAGUAUUAAUGCUAAUUUUGACAAUAAGUACUCACUCAAUGAAGUAGAAACCAAUGUAUAAGAAGUACAUAAGGAUAUUGAUAAAUACAAUAGGUUGAUAGUUAAUCUAAUUUUAUUGUUAGAGUUCAACCUUAAUAAAAGGAAUAACAAGAAAUAGAUUCUGUUCUAGAAAUAUUCAAUAGAAUUCAAAUUUAAAAUAAUUUAUUGACCAAUCCUAAAAUUAAAAAACAUUAAUUAGGU
Molecule: messenger RNA, 290 nt
Organism: Paramecium sonneborni
Lineage: Eukaryota; Ciliophora; Oligohymenophorea; Peniculida; Parameciidae
Source: the annotation of a GenBank genome assembly